This is a messenger RNA of Corythoichthys intestinalis (scribbled pipefish), 4958 nucleotides long. It is a transcript of the gene top2a, whose product is annotated as DNA topoisomerase II alpha. The record is from RefSeq and is a predicted model, not a curated record. The coding region runs from base 167 to 4837 and encodes 1556 amino acids. Gene Ontology annotation, biological process: sister chromatid segregation; resolution of meiotic recombination intermediates; DNA topological change. NCBI's taxonomy places the organism in Eukaryota, Metazoa, Chordata, Actinopteri, Syngnathiformes, Syngnathidae. The transcript is spliced from 34 exons. Gene Ontology annotation, molecular function: ATP binding; DNA topoisomerase type II (double strand cut, ATP-hydrolyzing) activity; DNA binding. Gene Ontology annotation, cellular component: nucleus.
CCAGUGUUCAUUUUUUUUCAAACUGAGCUCGUAGCAACCAGUUGCACAUCGUCUCUUUAGUCCUUUUUUCGGUAGCAUUCUAUUUGUUUAUUGUUGUUGGUAGUGUUGUAGUGGUUUAAUUGUAUACAACGUCGACACUGAGCUGAUUUUAAAUAAGGAAGAGAAAAUGACGGAACCACUGAAGUCCAAUUUCUAUGAAAACAAAGCUCUGGGGAAGACCAAGAAGGACCCCAAGCGUUUGUCCGUGGAGAGAAUCUAUCAAAAGAAGACUCAGUUGGAGCACAUUUUGCUCCGACCCGAUUCUUAUAUCGGCUCGGUCGAGACGGUCACCCAGCAAAUGUGGGUGUACGACGAAGACGUCGGACUCAAUUGCAGGGAUGUGACAUUUGUGCCGGGGCUGUACAAGAUUUUUGAUGAGAUUCUUGUAAAUGCCGCGGACAAUAAGCAAAGAGAUAAGAACAUGUCCUGCAUUAAAGUCAACAUUGAUGUUGAAAACAACACCAUAAGUGUGUGGAAUAAUGGUAAGGGUAUUCCGGUGGUGGAGCACCAAGUGGAGAAAGUGUUUGUGCCCGCUCUCAUUUUCGGACAGCUUCUCACCUCCAGUAACUACGAUGACGACGAGAAGAAAGUCACCGGUGGACGUAACGGAUAUGGUGCCAAGCUCUGCAAUAUCUUCAGCACAAAGUUCACCGUGGAGACCGCCUGCAGAGAAUCAAAGAAGACUUUUCGACAGACCUGGUAUGACAACAUGGGCCGAACAGGGGAGCCCAGCAUCAAAUCCUUCGACGGAGACGAUUACACCUGCAUCACCUUUCAGCCAGACCUGCCCAAAUUUAAAAUGAGCGUCCUGGAUAAAGACAUAGUGGCCUUGAUGGCCAGGAGGGCCUACGACAUCGCCGGAUGUACACAAGGCGUCCGGGUCUUCCUCAACAGCAAAAGGCUGCCUGUGACAGAUUUCCAAAGCUACGUGAACUUGUACCUGAAAGACAAAGUCAGUGAAACGGGCAACGAGCUGAACGUGCUUCACGAAGUCGUCAAUGGACGCUGGGAGGUCUGCCUCACCAUCAGCGAGAAGGGCUUCCAGCAAGUCAGCUUCGUCAACAGCAUCGCCACAACUAAGGGCGGAAGGCAUGUCGAUUACGUGGCCGAUCAGGUGAUCAACAAGCUGAUUGACGUCGUGAAGAAGAAGAACAAAGCUGGGGUGGUGGUCAAGCCUUUCCAGGUGAAAAAUCACAUGUGGCUGUUUGUCAACUGCCUGAUUGAGAACCCCACGUUUGACUCGCAAACCAAAGAGAACAUGACUCUGCAGCAGAAGAACUUUGGCUCCACUUGCCCGCUCAGCGAGAAGUUCAUCAAGCAGGCCACCACCUGCGGAAUUGUGGAAAACAUCAUGAACUGGGUGAAGUUCAAAGCUCAGCUGCAGCUCAACAAAAAGUGCUCGGCGGUCAAGCACAGCAAAGUCAAAGGAGUGCCCAAGCUGGAUGACGCCAACGACGCUGGCGGCAAGAACUCCAUCGGCUGUACGCUCAUUCUCACCGAGGGAGACUCGGCCAAGACGCUGGCUGUGUCCGGGCUGGGCGUGGUCGGCAGGGACCGCUACGGUGUCUUCCCCUUGAGGGGAAAAAUGCUCAACGUGCGAGAGGCGUCUCACAAACAGAUUAUGGAGAAUGCCGAGAUCAAUAACGUCAUCAAGAUCUUGGGUCUGCAAUACAAAAAGAACUACACCGAUCCAGAGUCUCUUAAGACCCUGCGCUAUGGCAAACUCAUGAUCAUGACAGAUCAGGAUCAAGAUGGCUCCCACAUUAAAGGUUUGUUCAUCAACUUCAUCCACUACAACUGGCCUUCACUGCUUCGCCACAACUUCCUGGAAGAGUUCAUCACUCCCAUCAUCAAAGCAUCCCACAAGAAAUCCCAGCUGUCAUUCUACAGUAUCCCCGAAUUCGAAGCAUGGAAGGAGAGCCAGUCCAACCUUAAAUCUUGGAAAAUCAAGUACUACAAAGGUUUGGGAACUAGCACAUCGCAGGAGGCCAAGGAGUAUUUUGCUGACAUGCCGAGACACCGUAUUCCAUUUAAGUACUCGGGGCCCCAAGACGAUGAAGCCAUCACCCUCGCCUUUAGCAAGAAAAAAGUGGACGAACGCAAAGAGUGGCUCACCAAUUUCAUGGUCAACAGACGCCAGCGAAGGGAGCUCAACCUCCCUGAGGAAUAUCUGUACGGUCAGGCGACCAAGCAUCUGUCCUACAAUGACUUUAUCAACAAGGAGCUGGUCCUUUUCUCCAACUCUGACAAUGAGCGGUCCAUUCCCUGCCUGUUGGACGGUCUGAAGCCAGGCCAGAGGAAGGUAUUGUUCUGCUGUUUCAAAAGAAAUGAUAAGCGGGAGGUGAAGGUGGCCCAGUUGGCCGGUUCCGUAGCUGAGAUGUCAGCGUAUCAUCACGGAGAGAUGUCUCUGAUGAUGACCAUCAUCGGGUUAGCCCAGAACUUUGUGGGAAGCAACAACUUGAACUUGCUGCAGCCCCUCGGUCAGUUUGGAACUAGGCUCCACGGUGGCAAGGAUUCUGCCAGCCCCCGUUACAUUUUCACAAUGCUUAGCCCUCUGGCUCGCCUUCUCUUCCCGGCAACUGACGACAAUCUACUGAAGAACAACUUCGACGACAACCAGCGGGUGGAGCCCGAGUGGUACAUUCCCAUCAUCCCCAUGGUUCUGGUCAACGGCUCUGACGGCAUUGGCACCGGCUGGGCCAGCAAGAUCCCCAACUUUAGCGUCCGAGAGAUUGUCACCAACAUCACACGCAUGCUCAACGGAGAGGAGCCGCUACCCAUGCUCCCAAGUUAUAAAGGCUUCAAAGGAACAAUUGAUCAGCUGGUGGAAAACCAGUACAUCAUCUGUGGAGAGUUGGCCAUUAUUGACUCCACCACAAUUGAGAUCUCAGAGUUGCCUGCAAAAACCUGGACACAGUCUUACAAGGAGAACAUUCUGGAGCCAAUGCUAAACGGCACCGAGAAGGUCCCCCCUCUGAUCACAGACUACAAGGAGUACCACACUGACACCACGGUGCGAUUUGUCAUCAAGAUGACUGAGGAGAAACUUCGCGAGGUGGAGGCGGCUGGACUCCAUAAAGUCUUCAAGCUGCAGAAUCCCCUCACCUGCAAUUCAAUGGUUCUGUUUGACCACGUGGGCGCCUUGAAGAAGUACGAGUCAGUGCAGGAUAUUCUAAAGGACUUCUAUGAGAUGCGUUUGAAGUAUUACGGCAUAAGGAAGGACUGGCUGUUGGGAAUGUUGGGGGCGGAGAGCGCAAAGCUCACCAACCAGGCCCGCUUCAUCCUGGAGAAAAUCCAGGGCACCUUGGUCAUUGAGAACAAACCAAAGAAGGAGCUGAUUCGCAUGCUGCAGCAGAUGGGUUAUGACUCUGACCCAGUCAAAGCCUGGAAACAAGCUCAAGACAAGAACGAAGAGCAAGUAGAUGAUGAUCAGGAGGAAGCACCUGAGGAGGACACCAGUGGUCCAGACUACAACUACCUGCUUAGCAUGCCAAUGUGGUUCCUGACUAAGGAGAAGAAGGAGGAGCUUUGCAAACAGAGAGAUGCUAAGAUGACGGAGCUAAACAGACUUAAGAUGAAGAGUCCAAGUGACCUGUGGAAGGAAGAUCUUGCUGCCUUUUUGGAAGAACUUGAGCGAGUUGAAGCCAAAGAGAAGGAGGAUGCCGCAAUGCCUGCUCCCAAGACUUCCAAAGGUAAAGCAGCCAAGGUGAAAAUGGAGACUAUGCCCACGCCGCAGGGCCGCCGGGUCAUCCCGCGCAUCACCAACGCCAUGAUAGCCGAGGCCAACAGGAAGGCCGAUGUCCUCAAAGGAGAACGCAAGCGAGGCCUAAAAGUGAAGAGUGAAGACGACGUAACCGUGAAGAUGGAUUUCGGGGACGACGAGGAGAACCUGGCGCUGGUCAAGGAGGUCGGUCUGACGAAGAAAACCAAAAAAACCUCACAGGAUAAAGGGUCAAAGACUGGGAAGCAGACCACUCUUCAAUUUAAGCCUGUUGCCAAAAUGACCAAAAAGAGUCCCAUCUCCGAGGAGGAAGGCAACGGUCUUUCAGACAGCGAAAUGGAGACGGAGGAGGUCAUUGCUCCCAGAGAGAAGAUCCAACGUAAAACUAAAGCUGCCGUCAAGUACUCCCUGUCGGACAGCGAAGAUGAGUUUAACAACGCUCCAGAACAGAAAGAUUUCAACACCACCACCGACGAUGACGAAAGCUUCGCUCCAGCCGCCCUGAUUGAUAGCGACGUAGAUUCUCCCGUGGCACCAAAGAAAAUAGCGACGAAGGCUAAACCGACAGCCAAGAAACAAAUUGAAAGCAAAGCCAAGUUGGACAAGAAGGAAGCGGGGCCCAAGGCUCCAGUUCAACGUAAGACCAAAGCGGCCGCCCCGAAGAAAGCUGCCGCGCCAAAGAAAACAGCCGCAUCCAAGAAAAGCGCAGAUGUGAAGCAGCCAUCCAUCGUGGACGCUCUGUCAAAACCCAAACCUUCAUCCAGCACCGCCUCCAAGGCGUUCUCCUCACUUGGCUUCAGUGACACGGAGGACGAAGCCCAAGUACAGAAACCCAAGGCCGCCGCCAAACGGAAACAAGUCAUAAGCGACGAUUCUGACAGUGACUCGGGCGACCUCAUGUCUCGCCUGAUGUCCAAAAAAACAACAGCGGGAGCGAAGAAAAAAGGAAGGAAGUGGAGCGAUGAUGAAAGCUUCCAAAUUUCGGAGCCAGAGUUCGCUGUGCCAAAAGCUGCGCCACUUAAGUCCAGCAGAGCCAGGAAGCCCGUUUCCUACAAUAUUGAUUCAGAUUCUGACUAAAUCUGUGUUUAUUUUGGUUUUUGCAUGUUGUUCUUAGCUGUUUAAGCUGUUCUUAAAAUUUUUGAUACGUUCUGUGUUUAUAUAUUUAGCAGUUUUUCCUCAAAUAAAGUUUGCAAUUGUU